Peromyscus leucopus (white-footed mouse) is the source of this 1608-nucleotide messenger RNA. It is a transcript of the gene Six6, whose product is annotated as SIX homeobox 6. Gene Ontology annotation, biological process: regulation of transcription by RNA polymerase II; eye development. The record is from RefSeq and is a predicted model, not a curated record. The coding region runs from base 335 to 1075 and encodes 246 amino acids. Gene Ontology annotation, cellular component: nucleus; transcription regulator complex. The transcript has 2 exons. Lineage: Eukaryota; Metazoa; Chordata; Mammalia; Rodentia; Cricetidae. Gene Ontology annotation, molecular function: RNA polymerase II cis-regulatory region sequence-specific DNA binding; DNA-binding transcription factor activity, RNA polymerase II-specific.
CUUGAGCAGUCUCCAGGCAAACCGCGGGCGCUGUCGAGUCUGGGGAGGUGCUGAAAUGGCCGGGGCGCGCUAGUGGCUGCCUUGAUUGGCAGAGCUGCCCGGUGACUGACAGGGGGUCUCCAUGGCGCCGGCGUCUCCAAUCCGCCCACCCCAGUAGCGGCGCGGGCUAGCUCACUGGCGUGCCCAAGCGGAGCAAGCGCAGCCGAACUCAACCCACAGCUCUUUCCCGGCGGGAAGGCUCCCCCCCUUCCCCGACUCUGUAGCCCCCAGCCGCACCCCGAUCGGCCUGCGGGCAUCUGCUGCGCAUCCUGCUCGGGGCGUCCGCACAGCCUCGAUGUUCCAGCUGCCCAUCUUGAAUUUCAGCCCCCAGCAAGUGGCCGGGGUAUGCGAGACCCUGGAGGAAAGCGGCGAUGUGGAGCGCCUGGGUCGCUUCCUGUGGUCGCUGCCCGUGGCCCCGGCGGCCUGUGAGGCCCUCAACAAGAACGAGUCGGUGCUGCGCGCGAGAGCCAUAGUGGCCUUCCACGGUGGCAACUACCGCGAGCUCUACCACAUCCUGGAAAACCAUAAGUUUACGAAGGAAUCGCACGCCAAGCUGCAGGCGCUGUGGCUGGAGGCGCAUUACCAGGAGGCGGAGAAGCUGCGUGGACGGCCCCUGGGGCCGGUAGACAAGUACCGGGUAAGGAAGAAGUUCCCGCUGCCCAGGACCAUUUGGGAUGGCGAACAGAAGACGCACUGCUUCAAGGAGCGCACGCGGCACCUGCUUCGAGAGUGGUACCUUCAGGACCCGUAUCCCAACCCCAGCAAAAAGCGCGAGCUCGCCCAGGCGACUGGACUGACCCCCACGCAGGUGGGCAACUGGUUCAAAAACCGCCGACAAAGGGAUCGGGCGGCGGCAGCCAAAAACAGACUCCAGCAGCAGGUUCUGUCGCAGGGCUCCGGGCGGGUGCUACGUUCGGAGGCUGAGGGCCCGCCAGAGGUGUUGGGCGUCGCCUCCAGCCCCGCUGCUAGUCUGUCCAGCAAGGCAGCCACUUCGGCCAUCUCCAUCACGUCCAGCGACAGCGAAUGCGACAUCUGAGCUGCCCACACUCAUCAUGCUUAGAAACAGAAUCCAGUGUAAAAACGAGAUACACAACAUAAAAGGAGAGAGGAUGAGACCAGCAAACGUAGCCUACGCUCCCUGGUAGAAGCCCGGUGGCCAGGGACCCGCGGGCCUAGGUGGCCCGAUCUGUUCCACUGCCAGCCGGCUCUCCUAGCGCUUGUCCAUCGCGACUCAGGGGCCCGCGGUAAGGCCUGACCCAACGCCACUUCUCUUCGCUUUGGUUUUUUCUGAAGGAUCUGGCUGCAAAGACCUCUUUGGGACGGAACUGCACGCUGAGCGUUUGCCCGCGAGUCUCCUGUGGGUAUUUCAUGUCGAAAGGACACUGUUAUAUAUGUAUAACUUUUGCUUUGAAGGUUUUUUUUAAAAAACAAAACAAAACAUAUAUAUGCUGUUUAUUUACUUAUUUAAAAGACUUCCACGAUAGGUUUCUCUGUAGCUCGGGGAACUUGCUGUUCGAAACGAGCAAGCUCAACGCAUUCUGUGUGGAGAAGCCAAAUAAUAAAACAACU